UUAGCUUCCUCCUAACAUUAAAACCCCAACAACUCACCAAAAAGAUCUUAGCUUCCUCCAAACAUUCUACUCCCAGUCUCCCACCUCUCCACUUUAGCUCCCUCAAUUCCAACAAUCACAAAUUACCAAAUUACCCUUCUCUCCUACCCAAAUAUCUCUAUUUUACCUUUCUCUGGUUUUGAGCUGUCCAAAAAAAUGAUCAUCCCUGUUUUUUCUCUCCUUUUUCUCUACUUAAUCACCGGAGAGGCUCAACUUGUGCCUGGAUUCUACGCCAGCACUUGCCCGAAAGCCGAAUCCACGGUUCGAGAGGUCCUACAUAAGGCCAUGAUCAAUGAAACCCGAAGCGCUGCUUCAGUCAUGAGGUUGCAGUUCCAUGAUUGUUUUGUUAAUGGAUGUGAUGGGUCGUUGUUGUUAGAUGACACACCAACAAUGCUAGGGGAGAAAUUGGCCCUUUCAAACAUAAACUCGCUGAGGUCAUUUGAAGUAAUUGAUGAAAUCAAAACAGCUGUGGAAAAUAUCUGUCCCGGAGUUGUUUCUUGUGCUGAUAUCGUUGUCAUGGCUGCUAGAGAUGCCGUUGCUUUGAGUGGAGGGCCAGAUUGGGAGGUGAGAUUAGGAAGAAAGGACAGUUUAACUGCAAGCCAAGAGGACUCAGACGCGAUUAUGCCAAGUCCAAGAGCCAAUGCCAGUGCCUUAAUAGACCUCUUUGCGAAGUUCAACCUCUCAACCGAGGACCUUGUGGCCCUCUCAGGGUCUCACUCCAUUGGCAAAGGUCGAUGUUUCUCAAUCACCUUCCGCCUUUACAAUCAAUCAGGGACCGGAAAGCCUGAUCCUGCAAUCGAUCCUCUUUACAGGAUGGAGUUGGAUAAGUUGUGUCCUGUUGAUGGAGAUGAGAAUGUGACUGGUUACUUGGAUGCUACUCCUACACUCUUUGAUAAUCAGUACUUUAAGGACUUAGUUGCAGGAAAAGGGUUCUUGAAUUCAGAUGAAACACUUUAUACAUUCGAGGAAACAAGGGAAUGGGUGGUGAAGUAUAGUGAAGAUCAGGGUGCAUUUUUUGAUGCCUUUGUGAAGGGUAUGUUAAAGAUGGGUGAUCUACAGUCAGGCCUGCCUGGCGAGGUUCGGACGAAUUGUAGGGUGGUCAAUGGUCCUAAGACUCCUAUGGAGUUGGUCAGUGAUCCUUGGCUGGCAUUUUAAUGUUGUAUAACUAUUGACACCAGAUAUACAGAGAUAACAGUCUAAUAGUAUAGUUUAAGAGAAUAUGGAUUCUGAAAAAAUGAAUAUAGGUGUAACCUUGUUAGGUGCUCCAUAAUAAAAUUACAUAUUAAGCAUGUUGUUAAUGUGAUGCAGCAAUUGAUCUAGUAUUACAUUGUUAUAGAAGUGACUCAAUUCUAUAUAGGAAAACUUUUGUGUACACCCGGUUUUCAGUAAUUUACUGUACAUCGGGUACACUUUUGUCAGAUUUAGUGUCACUUUUGUCAAAUUUAGUGUCACUUUUGUCAAAUUUAUCAAUAAAGUAUAAAUAACUAUUAUAUA
Molecule: messenger RNA, 1533 nt
Organism: Chenopodium quinoa (quinoa)
Lineage: Eukaryota; Viridiplantae; Streptophyta; Magnoliopsida; Caryophyllales; Amaranthaceae
Product: peroxidase 17-like
Exons: 4
Coding region: 196-1194 (332 amino acids)
Biological process (GO): response to oxidative stress; hydrogen peroxide catabolic process
Molecular function (GO): peroxidase activity; heme binding
Source: RefSeq, a predicted model, not a curated record